Cheilinus undulatus (humphead wrasse) is the source of this 2299-nucleotide messenger RNA. Its product is annotated as target of Myb protein 1-like. The record is from RefSeq and is a predicted model, not a curated record. Gene Ontology annotation, molecular function: ubiquitin binding; clathrin binding; phosphatidylinositol binding. The transcript has 15 exons. Gene Ontology annotation, cellular component: membrane; endosome. Lineage: Eukaryota; Metazoa; Chordata; Actinopteri; Labriformes; Labridae. Bases 110 to 1600 code for a protein of 496 amino acids. Gene Ontology annotation, biological process: signal transduction.
UAAAGGAAAGCCCGUGCACUUCUUGGGUAGCGGCAGACACUGAAAGCAAAAGGAAACACCGCUGUUUCAAACUCAGCCGUGGUUAUUUGUUGUUAAUUUAUUUUCAAGAAUGUUUUCACUCGGGGAGAAAAUGGAAUUUCUCAUUGCAAAUCCCUAUUCAACGCCUGUCGGCCAGAGAAUCGAACGAGCAACCAGCGGCCUUUUGCAGUCAGAUGACUGGGGACUGAAUAUGGAGAUUUGUGAUAUCAUCAACGAGACAGAUGAGGGGCCAAGAGAUGCGGUCAAAGCUAUUAAGAAAAGAAUUGUGGGAAACAAGAACUUCAGAGAAAUCAUGCUGGCUUUAACUGUUCUUGAGGCCUGUGUAAAAAACUGUGGUCAUCGAUUUCAAGUUCUGGUGGCUUCACAGGAGUUUGUUGAAGGAGUUUUGGUCCGUUCCAUUCUGCCUAAAUAUAAUCCCCCCACUGCUCUACAUGACAGGGUGCUCAGCCUCAUACAAUCGUGGGCUGAUGCAUUUCGUAGUUCUCCCUCCCUGGCAGGAGUGGUGCAUGUAUAUGAUGACUUGAGGAGACGAGGCCUGGAGUUUCCCAUGACUGAUCUAGAUGCUCUGUCUCCCAUCCACACACCAAACAGGAGUAUUCCAGAAAACGGCACUGUUGAGACACCCCCGGAUGCUGCACCCACAAAUCAGCUACAAACACAAGAACCUCCCAGUGUUAUCCUUCAGAAUAUUUCACCUUCAGUCCAUCCCAGUGAUGGACCAGUCAGCCUCUCUGAUGAGCAGGAACAGAAGCUGCGCAGUGAGCUGGCACUCAUUAAGGGGAAUCUCUCUGUGAUGUCAGAAAUGCUGAAUGAGCUGAUACCUGGACAGAUCCAGCAAGAUGAUUCAGAACUGCUACAGCAGCUGUACUUGGUGUGCAAGAACAUGCAGGCUCGAGUGGUGGAGCUUAUCCCCCAGCUGCUGGAUGAAGGGUUUAUUGAAGAGCUUCUUAUGAUAAAUGACGACCUCAACAACGCUUUCAUCCGCUAUGAGAGGUUUGACAGACUGAACAAGGCACAAAUGACAAAUACUCAGCAACAGAGAGCUGCCACGAGCCAGAGUCUUAUUGACCUCGGCCCUGAGCCUGCAACACUCAACCAACCCGCUGUCAUCACAGAAACCAGCCAGCCAGCCAUCAGCACCUGGGCCACUCAACAACAAUCAUCUAACCACAAAGAGGAAGAAGAGUUUGACAUGUUUGCCCAGACAAGAGGAAGCUCCCUUGCUGAGCAGAGGAAAAGUGUCAGGUAUGAAGACCCAGGAGCUGUAGAGGGUCUUGCCGGAGCACUGGAUACAAGGUUGCAUGUCACAGGAGGGAUGCCACCAGCCAAAAAUUCCCCGAAGAGUGAUAUUGACAAAUGGUUAUCUGAUAUGGCAGAUCAGUCUUCAGUGAGUGAGGGAGUGUCCAGUGCAGAGUUUGAUAAGUUUCUGGAAGAUCGGGCGAAGGCAGCAGACAACAGCAGUCAGGCAAUUUGCAGUGUGUCACCUUCCUCAUCCAGACCACCACCUCCACAGUCUUCCUUGCAACAAGAGAGAUCACAUGACCAACUAUUUUCACUUUGAUUUUAUGGACAGAAAAGUUCAAUAUGCACAAAGUGUAAAUGAAACAUACCAGGAAUGAAAAAGUGCUCUAGCAAAUCAGGUUUUCACAGAAGCACAUACAGCUGUCUACAACUACACCUGACACUGACUGCUGCCUGAUCAACUCGCUGCAAUAAUAAUGUAUGCUUUUUCUUGUUAAUUCCACUCUUUAUCUCUGUGAAAGUACAAGCAACUUCAUACGACUGUAUUUAUGAAAUGUAUUAGUAUAAUGUUAAUGCAGUCAAAAUGUAUAAUUACAAGUGGUUACUGAAAAUAUAUUUGAUGUUAUAUCAUUAUUUACGUUUGACCAAAGCAGUUGAUUUUUUUGAAUAUUAGAAUAAAUGGGGCAUUGUCCUGCAAAAACGCUGCUUCUAUUUUUUUUUUUUAAUUUCUGCUAUCCAAUACCCUAGCUUCUAGAAAGGGAUUAAAUUCAGCAGCUUGAUAUCUUGUUGAUCUUUAUGAAGUAAUUCUAUAAGACAGCAGUUACUUUGAAAUUAUUUCAUCUGACAUUACAGACUACCCCUCAAAUACUAAUUCAAAAAUCAUGUUAAGCUUUUAAUGAUGGAUUUUAGACUAGCAUAAUCUAAGUUUUAAGGUCAUUAAAGAAUGUAAGUAAUUUUAAAUGAAAGCCCAAUUGUUGUCUUUACUUGAAUUCAGCACACAGACUAAAAGUAAUUUAGA